AAUCAAAUGGAAGUAAACAGCUCCAAAAGUGAACGUUAUGAUACCCCCGCGAGCCCUCCCCUACCUUUGCCCCUGCACACACCGUGCUCCUGGAAGUUGUCAUGGAGAUAGACCCGUCCCAGGCGUCUGCUCUCGGGAUUGUUGCCAUGGAGAUCCCUGCUCGAGGUGAGCUCUCGGCAGUGCAGGAGGACGAGAGCAGCACGCAACUAGGGUUCGAGAAGAGAAUUCAGGACCUUGGAGAGCAGCGGCGCCAAGGACCCCCUUUCAACCAAGGGAACUACUACAUGCUUAUAGUGAUAGGAGAGAUAGCGACAGACCACCAGCUGCAACGCGCUAGAGACCAAGUUGAGCGGGGGAUUCGCUCCUGGGACAUCAGCCUCAAGUCAUGUGACCUGGACCAGCAGCUGCAGCUAUUUGUGACGCGCCACUCCGCCCAGUUCUCUGCAGAGGUCAGAGGGCAAAGGACUCUCCACCACAAGAGUGAUGUCCUAGAGACAGUCGUGUUGGUCAACCCAUCAGAGGAUACAGUUGCUUCAGAGAUCCAGUCUCUAGUCACAGACUCAGCAGGACACAAACUCCUGGUCCUGAGUGGGCAGAACUCAGACCACGGUGACCUGCUUCUCCAAAGUGGGGUUUUCACCUAUAAGAGCUUCUCACAAGUCUUUGCUGAUCCUGGGGUCAGUGAUUUGCUGGGCGAAGCAGCCCCCAAGCAGCGGGCCACACUCACUGUGUCCUGCCGAUCGGAGGUGGGUUGGAGCUCCCUGGGUCAGCAACAGCACUUACGGGAGUUCCUUGAGUACAGACUGAACACUGAGCCUGUGCUCCCCAAGAUGGAGGGAGUCACAGAGUUCACGGAGUACAUCUCCGAGACGGUGGAUGUGCCUUCUCCCUUUGACCUCCUGGAGCCGCCCACAUCUGGAGGCUUCCUGAAACUGUCCAGGCCCUGUUGUUACAUCUUCCCUGGGGGGAGGGGCGACUCGGCCCUGUUUGCGGUCAAUGGCUUCAACAUCCUAGUGGAUGGAGGCUCUGAACGUAAAUCAUGCUUCUGGAAGCUGGUCAGACACUUGGACCGCAUCGACUCAAUUCUACUCACUCACAUUGGUGCAGACAAUCUGCCAGGCAUCAACGGGCUCCUUCAGAGGAAAAUAGCAGAGCAGGAAGAGGAGCAGUCACAAGGCUCAACCACCUACAGUGAUUGGAUGAAGAACCUGAUCUCUCCAGAGCUUGGUGUGAUCUUCUUCAAUGUACCCGAGAAGCUACGUAUGCCAGAAUCAAACCUAAAGGUCAAGCGCAGCAUCGAGGAGGCCUCCCUCACGUUGCAGUACCUCAACAAACUGGGAAUCAAGCCGGAGCCUCUCUGUAGACUGGUCAGCAACACUAUUGAGCCUUUCACUCUUUUCCAUAAGAUGGGGGUGGGCAAGUUAGACAUGUAUGUUCUGAACCCAGUCAAGGACAGUAAGGAGAUGCAGUUUCUCAUGCAGAAGUGGGCUGGUAACAGCAAGGCCAAAACAGGCAUUGUUCUCCCCAAUGGAAAAGAGGGAGAAAUAUCCGUACCUUACCUGACGUCAGUUACAGCAUUAGUCGUGUGGCUUCCUGCCAAUCCUGCCGAAAAGAUUGUCAGAGUGCUGUUCCCUGGAAACGCACCACAAAACAAAGUCCUGGAGGGACUAGAGAAAUUAAAGCACCUUGACUUCUUGCGAUACCCAGUAGCCACACAAAAAGACAUAGCCUCAGGGGCUCCUCCCUCUGUUGUAAAACAGACCAAGUUAAAGCAAAGGACAGACAGCAAAGAAAGUCUGAAAUCAUCUCCCAAGACUACAAAACCCCUUCAGAAAGAAGCAGAUGAUGAGGUAUCGGCAGUCACAGAGGCAAAGAGUGACUUUGUAAAGGAGAACAAGAUAGAGAAAAAGGAGAAGAAACUGAAAGAGAAUGAAAAACCCACAAAAAUAAUAAAAUCCAAGACUGAUGCGCCAGAAAAGAAAAAACUAUUGAAGGAGAAAUCCUUGAGAAAACAUUCAAAGGAAAGGGCAUCCAAGAUGGAUGAGAAAAAAGACAAGGAAAAGAAAGAGAAAGUCAAGAAAGUUGACACGGCUAAAAAAGAAGAGAAAAAAGACUCCAAAGUUGACAAGAAAAAAGAUGCGUCUAAGUCAGAGUUGAGAAAGAUAACAAAACCUGACUUAAAACCCCUCACACCAGAGGUCAGAAGGACCCUGCACAGGGCAAAAGUGUCAAGUAAACCCAAAACCGACAAAAGCAAAGGCAAAGCGGCCAAGGCAGAGCCGGCUGAACCCAAACCGGAGGAACCAGCAGCAGAGAACAUUCAACCUGAGCCACUACAGAAUGGGGGUAUUAAGGGCAUAUCUGCUUCCUCCACUCCAGAGGAUCUUACCAAGGACUUUGAGGAGUUAAAACAAGAUGAGGUAUCAUCAGAGCCACCAGAGAGUGCAGUGGAGACACCAGCAGAGGAAAGCAUGGCCGAAUCCCCUACCCAGGAGGAGGAGAAAGAACAGGAAACGGUCUCUAAAACUCCACCAGGCACAACGUCUCCUGAGAAGGGAGUAAUGGAAGUUGAAACUGAGUCUCAAAGCAAAGAGGACAAAUUAACACAAGAGCAUAAAGAAGAAUUACAAGCAGAGAAAGUGGAACUAUGUGAGGAUGAGGGAGCUGCAGUUGAAGAUGAGGAGGAGGAAGAAAAAGAAGGCCCGAUUGCAGAGAGGAAAACAUUUCAGGAAGAGGAAGAUAUGGGGAUAGGGGAGGAAGAAGAUGAUGCAAAAGAUGAUGUGAAGGAUAAUGAACUAGACAGGAAACAUGAGGUGGAGGAAAUGGAGAAAGUUGAAAAGCCCACAGAUAUGGCGGUAACAAAAGAGGAAAGCAGAAGAGCUUCAUCCCAGGAGGAGGAACAGGAAGAAGAUGGACAUGUUGUUGAAAAGGCUGAGCUGGAAGAGGUAGAAGUUCUAGACAUGAUAGCAGAUGAAGAGGUCAAAAUCAAACCUGGAGCGGGAGAGAAAGAGACAUUGGCCAAGAAUGGGGAAAGCAAAGCAGUUAAACAUACUCCUGGAGCUAAAGAGGAGGAUGAGGCAGAUGAAGAGGGCUACGUGUCAAAUGUGGGAGGCGCUACCGUCGACAUAGUGUCAACACUGCAAGGAACUGCUGCAGCCGAGCCCUUCAUUCAAGACGAAACCAUUCCAGGCCACUCUGAAACUGAACAGACCAUCUCUGAUGAGGAAGUUCACGAAGAGGCUGAUGACAGGAUACUAAACCUCCAAUACGAAGUGGGUGCAUAUGACAUCUCUGUCCCAGAUCAGACAGGCUCCUUUGACACCAUCCAUGGGAUGAAGGAGAUGCAAGCAUUAGCUAUGGCUGAUGUAACAGCCAAAGGUUUUAUUUGUGGACAGGAGCAAGUAUCGGUAUUCACUAACAUCAUUGCUGCUCCCUUGGCUGAGGAGGAACAUGUUUCCUCAGCCACAUCCAUCACAGAGUAUGAUAAAUUGUCCUCCUUCCCCACCUCUAUUGCAGAGGACCAAUCAGUGGCCUCUGUCGCUACACCUCAGACUGAGGAAACAGGCAAAAGCUCUCUGCUUCUUGACACUGUUAAUAGCGUUCCCCUGGCAAUUCCAACGGAGGCCACACAUGGGAAAGAACAUUUACACUCUGCUGGGACCAUCUCACCAACAUCCUCCUUAGAGGAAGACAAGUACAUGAAGUCAGUUCCAUCCGAAGAGUGCCUGUCAGUUAUCUCUGAUUUGAAGACCGAGGCUAAGGUCAACAAGACUCAUGAGGAAGAGGAAGAAGAUCAGGACCAAACUCCGAACAUUGACAUUUCACUUGGGGAGAGCUAUGCCUCCCCUCAAAUGCUCCAGGAUAGAGAUACGGAUGUGGAACAGCUCCCUGCUUCUGAGGCUCCUGUCUCCAAACUUGUUCAGGAUUUGAAGCAGGAUCACCUACCAGUUGAGGAGGUACAACUCUUUAAGUCCAAAGAAGACAUCUUAACAGUGGUGCCUUCAAAACCCCUUUCACCCCCACCCUCUUUCUCAAAGCCUUUUAGGUCAGACUCAAUUACUUCGGAAGAUGAAGAGCGAUGCUGCAGUCCAGACGAUAGCACUGUGAAAAUGGCCUCCCCCACACAAUCUUCCCACCCCAGUGCAACCAGCUCUACAACUCACUCUCCUCUUCAUCAGUCGCCUGUGGAGGAAAAGACCAAGGACUUCCCAGGACUGGAGCAUCAAACACAGGGGGACCUUCAUGAUUUUGCCACCAACACAGAAGAUAAGGAUGCAAAGAAAGAACAAGCGGAAAAGGAAGAUAAAGUGGAUAAGAAUAAAUUGGAUGCUGACGUCAAGAAAGUUGAGUCGGACCUACUACCCUCGGUGGAGAAAUCAUUUCAAAAAGACUUGCCCAUUACAAAAGCGGAAGAAAAACAUGGUCUCUCCCCUUCCAAAGGUGAGAUGGAACAGGAACCGAAGACAACUCCUCUUACCUCUGAGUCAGUCACAGGCAAAGACGAAGCUUCCAUAUCAGGAAAGGAAUCUCUGACAGUAGACAUUUCUAGUGGUAAGGCUAUACUCAAACACAGUGACGAGGAAGAUGAUGACCAUCAACAGAAAGAAUCCAAAGUGUGCAGUAAGGCUAAAUUCCCAAAGGGGAAGGAGAGUAGUUUCUUAGAUUAUGACGAUGGUGAGGAUGAUGAUAACGAUAAUGUAAAACCCAUCAAACAGGACAUGAAGGAGAAGGAUACAGAAAAAAAUGACACACAUGAGGCGAAAACUAUCAAGGAAGAGAAAGAGGAGAAAGAAAAACAAGACGUGUUUGAAGCUGAAACCAUCAAGGAAGAGAAGAAAGAAACAGAUAAAAUUGGUACAACUGAAGCUACCACUGAAGCUGAGCCCAUCAAGGAAGAUAAAGAUGAGAAAGUGAAGGAAAAAUAUGACAUUCAUGAAGCUGAACCCAUCAAGGAAGAGAAGAAAGAAACAGAAAAUGUUGGUACCACUGAAGCUGAACCCAUCAAGGAAGAGAAGAAAGAAACAGAUAAAAUUGGUACAACUGAAGCUACUACUGAAGCUGAGCCCAUCAAGGAAGAUAAAGAUGAGAAAGUGAAGGAAAAAUAUGACUUUCAUGAAGCUGAACCCAUCAAGGAAGAGAAGAAAGAAACAGAAAAGGUUGGUACCACUGAAGCUGAAUCCAUCAAGGAAGAGAAGAAAGAAACAGAUAAAAUUGGUACAACUGAAGCUACUACUGAAGCUGAGCCCAUCAAGGAAGAUAAAGAUGAGAAAGUGAAGGAAAAAUAUGACAUUCAUGAAGCUGAACCCAUCAAGGAAGAGAAGAAAGAAACAGAAAAGGUUGGUACCACUGAAGCUGAACCCAUUAAGGAAGAGAAGAAAGAAACAGAAAAGGUUGGUACCACUGAAACUGAACCCAUCAAGGAAGAGAAGAAAGAAACAGAAAAUGUUGGUACCACUGAUGCUGAACCCAUCAAGGAAGAUAAAGAUGGCAUUCAUGAAGAUAAACCCAUCAAGGAAGAGAAGAAAGAAACAGAAAAGGUUGGUACCACUGAAACUGAACUAAUCAAGAAAGAUAAAGAUGAGAAAGUGAAGGAAAAAGAUGACAUUCAUGAAGCCAAACGCAUCAAGGAAGAGAAGAAAGAAACAGAAAAGGUUGGUACAACUGAGGAAGAUGGUACAACCAAGGAAGUUGGUACAACCAAGGAAGAGAAGAAGGAAAAGGACAAAGAGAAAGAUGAUACUUGUGGGGCUGAGCCCAUCAAAGAGGAGGAGAAUGAGAAGGAAAAAUAUCAUACCUUUGAGUCUGAACCUACGAAAGAAGAAAAACAGAAAGAAAUAGGGAGUAUAGUCACUUCUAAAGACGAGCUAAGCUCUUGUAGCUCUACCUCUAAAGUGGAGCCAGCCUCAGACUCCACCACUACAGAAAAAAUAGAGCAAGAGAAAGAACCCAUGAAAGAUGAGAAGGAUGACACUUGUAAGACUGAUGCCAUCAAGGAAGAAAAGAUGGCGAGAGAACAUCCUCUUCAGUCUGAACCAAUGAAAGAAGAGGAAAGAGAAAAAGAGAGAGAUACGUUUGACAGUGAACCGACUAAAGGAGAGCACAGAGAGAAAGAAAAGGAUGAUACAUGUAUGGUGGAAUCCACCACGGGGGGCAAGAGAGAAAAAGACCACAAUACAUUUUUUGAGAUUGAAGUGAGCCAGGAAGAGAGGAUAGAGAAAGAUGAUACUUAUGUGGCUGAAUUCAGUAAAGAACAGAAGAUGGAAAAGGAGCAAGAAAAAGAAGAUAGUGAUUUCGAAGACAUCAACGAUGAGGAAAGAGAGGAAGAUAGAGAUGACAGUUAUGAAGCUGAACCCAUAAAAGGAGACGAAAGAGCAAAAGAAAGUGAAACAGCUGACACAGUCAACUAUGAAAUGAGCGUGAAAGAGACAGGAAAAUAUGGUUCUCAUGAGAUUGAACCUACUAGAGAGGAGAAAUGGGAGAAAGAGAAAAAGGAGGUGCAAGAGAAAGAUCUGAAAGAGGCUUUACGACACAGCGUACAGACAGCAAUGAUAGAAAAGGUAGAGGUGACUUCUGCAACAAAGCUUGAACCUACAUUUCAGCUUCAGUACUCAGACGGAGAUGAGGAGGAGGAAGAGGAAGAGGAAUCCAUUUGCAUGGGUGGUGCAGGCUCAAGACCUUUAUCAGUGGAACCUAGACAAUCAGAACACGAGAUCAUCUCUCAAGACCUGCUCUCUACUCAGUCAUCAGAGAAUGUGCUUAGUAACCAGACGAAGGACAGCCACUCUGAACAGACCACUGGGCUUGUGUCUACAUUACCAAAAUGGGAGACCUCUCCUGAUAAAGACCUCAAAGAGCAGCAUAAAGAGCGACAACAUAGACUCUCCCCUGAACUAGAAAAGGACAUCAAGACAACUGAGACCACAUCAGCAACCCAUCCCAGUCAAGAGUCCACCAUUGGUUUCCCUACCUUGAAACCAGUCUCUGCUAUGCCUACCACCAAAUUAGAGCCAGCCUCUGACUCCACCACUACAGACAAACAGUCUAUAGGUUCAACGCUAUUAAGCACUGACAGCAAGGCCAGUGUGACGGUAUCCACCCAGCAUGAAACACUGCUGCUAUCUAUGACAACAAGCAAAGAAGCAUUUAAUACGGAUGAAAAGACAAAGCAUGUUUCUCCAAAAGAAGAUGAGAAACCAGGCAAGGAAGCUGAGAUGGAAAUUGAAAAAGAGCGGGGAGUUGCUUCCCCAGAGCAUACACAACCUUGUUCAUAUUUUGUCUUGGAUAAAGAUUCUGAGAAGGUUCCUGAGAAAGUGAGCCACGUCGAUGCCACAAAAGCAGACAGUGCCUCUGAAAAAUUGAAAGGCUUUGACAAAAUAACAGCGGAGACUGUCAGUGUGAGAUUGCAAGAGGACCGGGGCUUUGAUGUGUCUAAGUAUGAACCCUAUGAAAAGCCCAUUUCAAAAGAAAAGGAAUCAGACUAUAAAGAAGACCGUGAGGUAUCUAGAGAGUUUGAUCGGUCAACACAAAUUGGCAUUGAUGAUAAUAGGAACGUUAGCCAGGCAGAUGCUGGUGCAGCUGCAUUCUACUCAGAGGACGAGGAGAAAGAGGAACCGCUGUCAUUCAGCAGAGUUGAUUACACCCCUCCACCUUUCCCCAAGAGCGAGAGAAGUCUCCAUUGCAGCUCAAGUGCCUUCACUGAACACGAUGACAAAGAGAAAGGUCAAGAGGAAGUGAGUGAUAAGAAGGAGGGGCAAUCUACACCACACGUGGAAAACAGCUUUAUGUAUAUAGAGACGCAAGACAACAAGACCACCCCAGCAGCAGAGCAAUACUCAUUUGCUUUCAGUCUCAAAGAAGAUAAACCUGAAAAAGUUGAGAAGGAUGAAAUGAAGGACAAGACUGGAGCAUCUCCCGGUGUAGAGGAGUAUAUACCAGUCCAGUCAGGCAGAAAGGAAACAGCCUCUUCCUCAUGGAGUCAAUCCAACACCGAUGCCCAAGCCUCAGCUACAGCCAUGCCCUUUGAAGACGUCCCUGAGAAGCAGACCACAGAGAAAGAUAAGGAAAAAGAUGAGCCAGUGAAAGACUAUAUGGAUUCAUCUAACAGUGUGAGAGGGGACUCUCCCUGUGGUCGCUACUCACCAACGGAAAAAGACAUGUUACCUCAUCAAGCUUUGCCUAAGGAAAAGGACAAUCAGGCCACUGCUGCCUCCUUGGCCAGAUAUUCAGGACAGCUCCUAGACGAUAAUGUUCUUGCAUCUGAGUGCACUCAAAUUGGAAGCACUAUCACCAGUAAAUCUACAAUGGGCUAUUCUGAGAGAGAAGGCACUCCGGACAGUGUAGAUAAGAGGCUACUGGUGGUGGGAGAGGAUUAUGCUAAUGAGGAAGAUGAUGCAGAAGAAGAAGCCAGUGAUCUAGAUGUGGAGAAGGGAGCGAGAGAGCAGUCUGAAAAAGAAAUAUGUAAAUCUAUAUUGGAUGAUACCACUACUUCUAAACGUCCUGUGACAAAGGAAGAGGAUAAGAAGACCCUCUCACCCGAACCUGAACCCAGCCUCCUCAAAAAGGAGGAGCCUUCCCAUUCAAUGGCCACAAGCAGCCCUCCACCAGCAGAUACUGCAGAUUCCCUUUUGAAGAAUGUAGUUGGGGCCUCGCCACUCCAGUCUGGCAGUUCCACUGCAAUAGAACAAACAGGAUCUGAAGGAUAUCCUUCUGAAUCCUCAGAGUAUUCUGAGGACAGCCAACUGGGGUUAAAGGAGGAGAGGUUUGACAGUCCUAACCCCUCUUUGCCCACCAAGUCCAGUGAAGAUAAACAUUACAGUCAGGGAGACAUUGAAGCUGACAGGCAGAGAACCCCAGAUACCACUAGUAGAAAACCUGAGGAAGAUCCUUCGUGUUACCUCUCAUCUGCCUCAGCUUUUCUAUCAACCAGCCACCAGUUGGGGGAGGAGUUAGAGACCCCCGUCAGAAUGUCUAGUGACCCCUACAGGACCGAUUCUGAGGGUGCUUCCUUUGAGUAUUCUUUAUUCAAAGAUGAAGACUCCUCAGCCAUGCACUCAACCACAGGGGUCAUGUUUAAGGAUGAGUACCUAGAGGCAUCUGAAAAGCUUACGUCAACAACCUCAGCUACAUUCAGUCUGACAAAAGUCUUUCCAGUCUUAGCUACUCCAGCCGAAGACAUUACAGAACAAGACUCAUCAUCAAGCCCUGAGAUGGACAAGGGUCAAACCUCAGAUAACUUUCAUAAACUUGAGGGCAUUGUUGAAACCAAAACCAUAACGUCUGCUGGAGCUUCAGAACCACCAUGUUCCCAGCUGUCCAAACCCGCUGAAACCAUAUCCACUUCAAGGGCAUUCUUUGAGGUUUCCCCAUUGCAAAGAGCUGAUUCUUCUGACAGAGAAUCCCAGGGUUCAGCGGUCAGCAAAGAGUCCUACACUUGCAAAAGGGAGGACAGUACUCUUCCAUGCCGCAUUGAAUGCCAGAAAUUUGCAGUGACAGAACAAGAAGAACGCAUGCUGUCCAUGGCUGAGACAUACAUGGUCACUAUUAACUCCAGUACAACCACAACAGUGUCCCAAUCUGAUGGGGUGACAAAACCACAGCAGUCAACUGAAGCCUCUUCCAACGGGGCUACUGAGGUUAGCACAAGUCCCCAAGAAGUCCUCAGUGGAGCUAGCAAAGCCUCUUGUGUCACAACAGCAGACCUGCCUAAAACAGAACAGAAAAAGGAGGAAAAAGAGACAAAGGAUGAGAAAGACAAGAUGGCAAUGAAAGAGGAAGAAAUGAAGGAGAUCAAGGUAGAGACCAUAAAGGAGGACACCAAAAUGCCAGAGCAGAAGGAUAAGGAGGAGACAAAACAGAUGGACGAGAAGAAAGAGGUGGCUGGAGAGAAGGAAAAGGUAGAGGAGAAAGUAGAGGAAAAUAAGUUGGAGGAGAAAGACGGGAAGGCAGAGGAGAAGAAAGACAAGACUGUUGAGAAGGAGAGUGAGAAAGAGAUGGAGAGGAAGGAGGGAGAGAAAGAGAAGGUAGAGGAUAAAAAAGAGAAGAUUGUCGAAAGGAGGAGGAGUAGCUUAUCUGACUGGGAACUCCUACAAGGGCCGGGCGCAUGCCCAAGUGCCCCUCCUCCAGGCUAUGAAGACGAGGAGGAAGAAGCGUAUGAAAUGGAAGAAGCAGAGGAAGAGUAUGUUCAAAAAGAAUGUGUAUCCACAGGCGAGCCCACCCCUUUGUCCACAGCAGAACAUGCCCACCAUACAAAGGCAUCUGCAAAAGCAGAUGGAGAAUCCAGUUGCCCCACUGACUUGCAUAUGGAGGCUACCUCCACCUCCCCCCCUGGCUAUUCCUCGUGUGAAUUCAAACACCGCAAAGGGGAGAUCUCCCCAUCCUUCAUUAACCCCAGUCCACACGCCCUCUCCAGCGAUGAUGGCGAAGAGGACAAAGGGAGUGACCACUCUCCGGAGGGGGAUGAAGAUGACCGGGAGCAACACUCGGUCAAGAGGUAUCACAAGCAGAAGCGACAGCACAUUCAAAGUGGAGCUGCUGGAGCUGGAGCGGGAUCGCACCCAGUUUCCAUGCCUCCUGGUGGCAUGGCAACUGGACAUGGGAUAGUGCUAGCUGGAGAGGAGACGCCCCCCACAUCAGCAAGUGACUCGUUGGCGUCCCAGUCGGACUCUGACGUACCUCCCGAGACCGAGGAGUGCCCGUCGAUAACCGCAGAGGGGAACCUGGACUCUGACGAAGAUGCAGAACACCUGCCGGUGGAUAAACUAUCUGCCUCCGCCACAGGAGGGGGCACUCAACCCCCUUCCCCCAGAUCAGCUGCGAAGGCCCAUGACCCCCCACCUGCCCCCAUGAAGGAUCCGCUCCCCCACCUGCCUCACCCUGAUGUGUGCAUGGUGGACCCAGAGGCCCUCCCUGACAACCAGAGCAGCACAGAGAAAAUGCUCAAGAAGGACCACAAGACCACCAAGAUCCUGCGGAAGGGCCUGGGCAAGCCUAAGUCUGCGUCCCCAGCCCGGAAGGGGAAGAGGUCUACCACCCCUGCGAAGGAUUCCUCGCCUCGUUCGGUCUCUCUGAGGAGGAGGGACACGGAAAGGAGCUCUAGGCUGACAUGGAUGUCCGAGGGUCAGGGAUCCAAGGUGGACCUACACGCUCCAGGGAAAGGCCUUGUGAAUGGCGUCAAGAGCAAUUUGGGUACCAACUCCCAGAAAUCUAGUUCAGCUGUCCCCCCUGGUCCUCCAAUCUAUGUGGACCUGGCCUACGUGCCCAACCACUGCAGUGCUAAGAACGUGGACCAGGAGUUCUUCAAGCGGGUACGUGCUGCGUACUACGUGGUGAGCGGCAACGACCCAGCUGGUGGAGAGCCUAGUCGUGGAGUCCUGGAUUCCCUGCUCGAGGGAAAGGCCGCGUGGGGCUCCAAUCUACAGGUGACUCUGAUCCCUACUCAUGACACGGAGGUGACGCGGGACUGGUACCAACAGACACAUGAAAAACAGCAGGACCUGAACAUUAUGGUCCUGGCCAGCAGCAGCACAGUGGUCAUGCAGGACGAGUCUUUCCCUGCCUGCAAGAUUGAGUUCUAAGUUCUGCGCCGCUUGCUAUUUUACCCUCCUCCCCUCAUCACUCCAUAUUUGGCAGGUAGAGCGAGGUCCUUUGCUACUCUCUAUCCUCCCAAAGCCUUCUCUUCUGUCAGCUCUACAUGUUGCUCUCUCAUGGUGUAAGACUUCAUUGCAUUUGCUGUAGUCUUCGGUUGGUGUACUGGCUUCCAACUGGUCAAUGUCACCUGAGAACAGCCACCACUCAGGCAGAAACAUUGAUAUAGGGUCCGUGGUAGCUGUAAAAAGGUGUGAGGUGCAUUCAUUUCUAGCACGCUUUCGGUUUAAACAACAUACUCGCACGAUAAAACCACCUCUUUAUUUGAUCUUAAUUCAUUUUGCUUUUCACAAAUAACCUCCCCAAACACACACAUUUUGUGAUCAUCUGUGAAGAGGGUAAUUCUCAAUAUUUAUUUCCAAGCUUCAAACCCAAAUCCACAUCUAAAUGGACAACACUUUCCAACCAAAAGAGCCAUCUUAACAAUGUCAACUCCCAGUCAAUGAAGACGGUGCACAGUUGUGCAGUCUUACUGAUCGUCUUGAACUCAGAGAAAUACCCAACAAUAUGAAAUACAAUUUAAAAAUUGCACAUCCAGGAGGGCCAAAGUAAGUGCCAAAACACUUUUGAGGUGUUUAACACUCUCCGAAAUAAGUCCAAAGCCUUUAAGAGGUGAACAGUUAGUUGAUCUCAAUUGUACGCAGACUACGCACAAUGUUGUAUGAUGGUAGUAUUUUUGUAAGUAUCUUAAGUUGAGGCUUUGUUUUUCGAUAUGAGAUAUUAUUCCUGUUUGGGGAUAUUACGUAAGAUGCAGCUUUCUAUUCUAUAGCGUUUGGCUUUCUCAGUACUCUUAACUACGUCAACUGAUGUUCCAACAAAAAAAAUGACUAUACCACAUUGCUUGUUGUGAAGCUUUAGGAGGCGCCUGAAGGUGCCACUUUUAUUGAAAGAACUAGCUUUUAUGGGUUAUUUCCCUCAGUGGCUGAAGUAUGAUGCUUGCAUUUAGCUCAGACUCCUUCCUUGAAGAGGUAGAGGGUCCUUGACUAUGUGUCUAGUCCUUGUAGUCUCCAAGUAUGGAGUACAAACGUGUUCUGAUACCUAAACGUUUGGCUGAAGUGAACGUUAUACUGUAGGUGCCGGGCAAUGGGAUGGCAUUUCUAUAUUCGCCAUAUUUCUGCUGGGCGUAAUGGUUCUUUCUAAAUAUCUGAAGUCCUUAUCGUCGUCUUUUGUCGGUUGCAUUAGAUGAAUACUCAAUUCAAAACAUACAGUAUAAACAUUCUAUAUUGAUAUAGGGAGAGAUUGUAUUAGAGGUAUGCUAUUUUGUGAUAACACAGCAGAGGAGGAUGUUAAAUGCAGUUUCCGUGUACAUUUUGACGUAUUAUUUACUUAUUUAUAUUGUACUUGUCUGUAUGAAACGAUUGGAUGAAGCGAUGGAAACUGCAGUGGCCUUCCGUGGAGAAUGUAGCAAUAGAGUCUAUUCAGUCCUUGUGAGACCGGGUUGUGUGGAGGUUGUGUGGGUGUUAUUUUGCAAAAAUGACUGCGGUGGUAGGCGGUCGCUCUCAUGUGCCUUCUGGUUGCGGUAUAUUGGGCAAGAGAGAAGGAUUAGAGAGGAGUAUGAUGAGGGCUUCCUCUUUCCUACUAUCCAUUGUGGAGCGGUGAACUUGGAUCCAGGGAUAAGUCGAGAAACCGUGGAGAAAAUGCCACACGGACAAAUCGAUAGUCGUUGUCCAGGGAUAUCUAGUUAGCCUAAUAUCCAUAUGGAUGGAUGCUGUAUACGCACAAGGUUGGUAGGUGAAAAGCUAAUUAGCCAGCUUAGCCAGCACAUUUAGAUUCAGUUACUGAUAUGCUGGUCAGCAUUUGUCCCCUAUCUUAAAGUGUCACCCAGCAAAUGUAUCAAACAAUAACAUGAUCAAAGAGCAAGGUAUUGCACCAAGCAAGAAUGCACUUUUCCAGAGGGGGGUUUAGGAGUCGGGCUGCGGUUCUUGUUGAGAGAAGCACCGAAAAUAUACAAUUAUCAUUCUUUACCAUAAUGUGAACUAUGGUAGCGUUUGAUUUUAGGACAAGUACCUAGCGAAAGUACUCCAUACUGUAUGUAAAUAAAUAAAUAAGACUUGUUCUUCAGAAUGAUUUCUUAAUUGAAGAGGUAAAAAAAUAAAUAAUAAUAACACAGGUAGCUAUUUAUUAGGUUAAAAAAAAAACGGACUUUUCAACCCUAAGAAAAAUAUUUAUCAGACGAGCAUGAAUGUGAUGUUGUUGAUUGUAGUGGGUAGUGAUGUGGCAAUGUGUACCACAGUCAAGUAGCAUUAAGUUGUGUGUUGAAGUAUGUGCAUGAGUGGUACACACGGAGACAGGGUUGGGUUUUGAAGAUGCAUCAUAGUGUUGUUGUUUUUUUAAUGUCGAGUUAGCCAGUGCGGGGUGUAUUUUUGUUGGUUAAUCAGGAGGUGGAGCUUCUUAAAAUUGUCGCACUGUUCAUUGGAGCUCAUUACAAAUCUGAUUCACAUUAAAUUCCAUAGAGUUUAGUCACUUUUUGACUGAUGUUAUAUUGUUUUCUUACAUUUUGGUAGUUGUAUUUAUCAAAUUAAUUUACAGUUAUGUAUACAUGAUCAGUAUUAGAUUUCUUUAUUUUUAAAAAUUGUUUUUCAAUAUCAGUUACAGUACAUGUAGGACUAACACAAUUAUGAAUGUCUCUUUUGUUUACAUUUCUUAGAUUGUAUUUUCAAAAAGAUUACUGAACAUUUAUUUUAUAAUAGGCGUCUGAUUGUCAUAGAUUUUUUUUUUUAUGUAAUGUGUUUCUUAUUAGAACUGCUGCGUUGUGUGUUUGGGGCUCCUAAAUUGAGGUCAGAGAGAGUGGACUGAGUGGGGCAGACUGGUAUUGCUGGAGAUACUGUCUCUGACUCAUAGUCUGCUGCAGAAUCCAAGACUGCAGACAGACAAGACAUCAACCUGCAAGGGCAACACUCUCUCCCUCUAUCGGACUCAGAACCUAAACAGUCUCCUCUUAUAGGCUGAAACCAUUAACCCACAGUCUGCAGCGAUCUUGCGCUACCCUGGGAAGGAUGCCAUCCUUGUCCUUUUGUUGAACUUACUCAAAUAUGCUUGAAAAUACUGUAUUGUAAGCUGAUAUAACAGUAUGCAGGAGAGCCUCCCCCCAGGUCUGUUCUUAGACCGGCAGCAGAGCUAGCCAGACUCGCUCCGAGUGAAUGUUUCCUUUUAGUAUCAUUAAAAUACUCAAUGUGUAAGCUACAGAUUUAUUAUGCACUGCGAUAGCGUUGAUAUGCAUGUCAUGUUGAAUACUGUUUAGAGUCACCUAGGUUAGAGAGAGGGAGGGCAUGUAUGAAUCAAAUGUAUCAAUACAUUGAUCAAGCAAUCAGCCCAGCCGGUCAGAAGAAGCUAGCAAUGCUAACUUUAGCUAGCAAAAAAUGUCAGUGCUCUCCCCUCAAUCCUAACUUCGCUAUAGUUAUACUGCAUCCGAAGUCAAUCUGGCGACAUCACAAUGACGACAAAAAGCUUGUCCUACUCCUUUUGAAAUGUCAUCGUGUUUUCAAGCCACAGUAAUGCAUUUAAGAUUAAAUCUUCAUCAGUAUCCGUUGAGACUGCAUUGAGUAGAAUUCUCAGCUGGGCAUCAGUCCUAAAAACGUACGUUCAAAACAAUACGGUGACGAAACGUGCAACCCAUGGAUUUUUUUAAAUUGACAUUUUAUUGGACCUUUAUUUAACCAGGCAAGUCAGUUAAGAACAAAUUCUUAUUUUCAAUGACGGCCUAGGAACAGUGGGUUAACUGCCUGUUCAGGGGCAGAAUGACAGAUUUGUAUCUUGUCAGCCCGGGGAUUUGAACUUGCAACCUUUCGGUUACUAGUCCAACGCUCUUACUAGGCUACCCUGCUGUCCCGGCAUUGAAUACUCAAUGCUGCUGGAUAAAAAAAAAAACGAACAAACAUACAAUUGUACACAAAUAUAUGCGAAAUCAGUGGAGGAUAGCCGAAGGAAGUGAUGGACUACUGUAUUCGGAUAGAAUUUCUAGAACAAAAGUUGAACUCAAAAUGGAUAUCUCGUUUUUAUCCAUAUUGCAGUGGCUGUUGUUUAAUUUUCAGUUAUGUCCAAGAGGAAAAAAACUGCGAUUCCCCAACAACACAAACAGUUGGUGUCCAAUACGUACAGAAACACACUUACAAUAACGCAGAAAAAGUACCAACAACAGCUUUUUCCUUUCCUGAAUAUGACUUGAAAACAUAGAAACAAAAACAAUUAAAAGUGAAAUGAAUGAUACAUGUACAUUCAUGUGCGGUACACAAAUAUGUAUUUACACCUUAAAAAAAAAUCUAAAUAGACAUGUUAUGAAACAUAUGAUCCUACUUGUUAUACGUUCACAUAGAGGAUUUUAAUCAAGUGUAUCAAAAUCCUAGGCACAAAGAAACAGUCAAUGCUGACUACUGUAAAGUACAGAUGAAAAACAACUAAUAUAUUUCAGUUCCAUCUCUCUCAUUACGAAACAAUUAAGUCAUUUGAACACAAGUUCUCUGUCAUUCUCCCAUCUCAUCUCUCUGCAUGUGAACUAUUUAGUUAUUAUCCUGAAUGUAAUAAUUGAUUAACGUGGAAAUAAAUCAAGACAUGCUCUCUUAAAACCGUAUAUUUGAAACAGGCGAUUGUUUAACUGGUAUUGGGAUGGCAUAUACUAUUACUGGGCUGUGCUUUACUGUUUUUCCCUAAGAUGUUGUUGUUAUAAGAAAAACGCUGUACUACUGCAGCUGUAUUAAUCAUAGGUCUGUUACUAUCUUCAGUGCAAUAUUCUCUCUCUCUCUCUCUCUCUCUCUCUCUCUCUCUCUUUAAAUCUAAAAUGCAAAAAACUAGAACUACCGCAGAUUCAUUGUAAAAGGGAAACAGCCUGGUGAUGACAAAUAAAAAUACAUUUAUUGAAAUCAGACCAUGAGCCUCUGUGGUUGUUUUGGGAUCUUUGUCAAAUAAAAAUACAUUUAUUGAAAUCAGACCAUGAGCCUCUGUGGUUGUUUUGGGAUCUUUGUCAAAUAAAAAUACAUUUAUUGAAAUCAGACCAUGAGCCUCUGUGGUUGUUUUGGGAUCUUUGUCAAAUAAAAAUACAUUUAUUGAAAUCAGACCAUGAGCCUCUGUGGUUGUUUUGGGAUCUUUGUC
Oncorhynchus kisutch (coho salmon) is the source of this 16728-nucleotide messenger RNA. RefSeq names its product microtubule-associated protein 1B. The record is from RefSeq and is a predicted model, not a curated record. Gene Ontology annotation, molecular function: actin binding; microtubule binding. Gene Ontology annotation, biological process: axonogenesis; microtubule cytoskeleton organization; regulation of microtubule depolymerization. Lineage: Eukaryota; Metazoa; Chordata; Actinopteri; Salmoniformes; Salmonidae. Gene Ontology annotation, cellular component: synapse; neuronal cell body; microtubule. Bases 102 to 11573 code for a protein of 3823 amino acids. The transcript is spliced from 7 exons.